Chanos chanos (milkfish) is the source of this 2343-nucleotide messenger RNA. RefSeq names its product transmembrane protein 94-like. The transcript has 20 exons. The record is from RefSeq and is a predicted model, not a curated record. The coding region runs from base 1 to 2343 and encodes 780 amino acids. NCBI's taxonomy places the organism in Eukaryota, Metazoa, Chordata, Actinopteri, Gonorynchiformes, Chanidae.
AUGGCGACUCUACAGAAGCUGAAAGGUGCUGAGAUGCUGCGUAGAGUGGAGACAUUACUGGACUCAAUACAGGAAGUCCUUCACCGUCCUCCCUCUGAGUGGAUGAAAGGUACAGAGGAUCUGUUCGCCCCGCCCUCCCAAGCAGUAUCACUGCAGUGGACAUAUCGUGACAGUCAGUUGGUCAACCUGCCUGUCAGUCUGCUGGUGGAGGGCGAUAUUAUUUCUCUGCGCCCGGGUAACAAGGCACCCACAGGGCUUCGGGGCGUUCAGGAUGAGGAGCACGUUGUCCUGUCCAGGGGAGAUGUUUUCAGUCACCUCUCCUCUCCUCCAUCCCCAUUUGACAGUGACAAACCACACCCACAUCGUCUGCUCCAACCACAGCUCUUCAGAGUGACCAGGAGCCCUGCAGUGGAAGUGGUGCAACGGUGUUUGGAGUUCUCUCAGAACAGACCGGUAUCUGUCUUGGAUAAUGAGCGUUUCACUGUACAGAGUUUGUUGGAGAGAGGUCCUGCCCCCCUGGUGUUGCCCCGCCCACUCCCUACUCUGGAAAUGCUGAGCUUGUCCGCAGGUAGGAGUCAUUUGGAUGACACACAGGUGCAGUUUGACGACAUGCGCUGGCGGCGUCACGCCUCAUCUCUCAGGCCGCUGGGAUUGGCCCUUCAGCUGGCCCUCCGUGACCCGGGGGUUGUGACCCGCAUUCUCAGCCUCUCUGAUCACCUGACUCACGCCGCCCUCUUACGCACGUGCCCGCCCUGCCAGCCAGUCAGUCCUCCCUGGGGCCUGUGCCAACUACCUAAACUUCUGGGAAGUCUGCAGCUGAUUUCCUAUGGCUCUGCUGAUGUCAUCCUGGGAGCAUGCACAGAAUUCUGGGAUGGCGAAGAGCUUCACACACUCACGGAUCCUGACAGGAAAAAGGUGUUAGAUUUUUACCAGCGCUCUUGCAUGGCUGGUCAGUGUGUGGCCAUCUCGUAUAAGCCGUGUCAACAGGCUUAUGAUCCAGAUCUUGACGGGACAUGUUACCAAGCACGUCCUGACAUGGUGAGACUCAUCUCAGGCCUGGACAGUGCAUGUAUUCGAUUUGUGUACUUCUCUAAAGAGGAAGAGGUUAGGAGCAAGGUGUUUGCUGAAAAGAUGGGUUUGGAGACAGGCUGGAACUGUCACGUCUCCCUCCAGUCUGACCGAUUCCCUCUCGAUCCUGAGAACAUGGAUGAACCAAGCAGAGACACAGAGGAGGUGUGUCUCCUGGGGGAGGGUGUGAGGGAAAGGGCGGCGUCCAGAGUGAUGGAGCAAGAGGGAGCCUCCUUAAUCGAGGACUUGAACAGGGCUAAACUUCCGAAAGGCAUAGAAAAUGUGCGUCCUCACCUGGAGAACAUUGACAAUGUACCUCUGUUGGUACCUCUCUUCACUGACUGUACCUCACAGACGGAGUGCGAGAUGGUGUGUAUCAUGCAGGAAUAUGGAGAGGUGGUAUGUUGUCUUGGUAGCAGUCAGAAUAUCAACAACAAUGCAAUCUUUCUGCAGAGUGACAUCAGUAUAGCUUUAGAGCCACUGGUUCCCACCUGCUCUUGGUCCAGUGCUGAUUCAGCCCAGAGAUUGUCACACUCUAUCACUGAACCGAUGCCCCUGAUUCAGCUCUCUAGCGCCAUCUGUGGCAUGGCAUGUACAAUACAGCUCAAACAGCAGGACAACAACAUUAUCAUUAAACUCAUUAAACAGGCACGUCACGUAACGGCUGGUAUAAGAAAAUGUUUCUUGUUUUUGCUGCAGUGCCAGCUGUCCCUUGUUCUCAUUCAGAUAUUAGCAUGCCUGUGUCAGCUCCCUCCUCCUCUGGGCACCAGUGAUGUUCUCUUUCUCUCUUGCUUCUACUUUCCCCUCCUCAGCAUGUCUCUCCUGGGAAAACCAUCUGACUGUUCCAUCAUGAAAGUUCCAACAGGAAAAAACUUAAGGUUCCUGCCGAAAAAGACACUGCGUUUUUUCGUGCUGUGUUUCCUGUUGAAGUUUGGUUUGACUGUGUGUACCUACCUGACAUGCUUUGGGUUUAUACUGCAUGGCUUCUGUCUUCAAAUUAAUCACAAGGACAAAGAACUCUGUCACCCUGCUGCACUUCUCAUGCCGAUUCUUAAUAUCUCUAUUGUGUUGGGGUCACGCCUCCUGUGGCAUGACCCUGCUCGCCAUCACACUUUUUACAUUAGUGAUAUCUCCGUGGCAACGUGGUUGCUAGGCAUUCUGUGGCUUCUGCCCUUAGUCUUCAUUAACGAGGGAAUCAAACUUCAUGAAAUCAGCUGGUUGUUCCCCUCCCCCAGUCUGAAGUACCUGCCCAUCGCCUAUCUGAGUGGUGCAUAG